UUAAGCCAGAGAGAAGAACCUAUUAGAGAACCAUCUUGGAAGAUUAACAUGGAGAAAGGUUACUCAGGAAAUGUAAAGAAAAAGAGCUCAGGAAACAAACAUAAAAAAACAUUUUCACAUUUAGUGAAAUGGGGCUUCCCAAGCAGGCCACUACAGUUGCAUCCUGGGUUUGCCCCGGGUGUGGUAUACCAUGACACACCAGAGAACGGCUUCAUCCUUUACCAGCACUCAUAUAAUGAGUUGGUUGCACAAAAUGCAGCUCUGAGAGACCAGCUGGCUUUUCAGCGCAACCGACAUGAGCAUGAAAGACAGCGCCUCCUAAAAGCUCUGAAGAAACCUAACUCGGAUGUCCUUAUUACAGCUGUAAAUGACAAAUGGCAACAAUGGUGGGCUAUCCGAGAACAGCAGAUUGCUGCCCAGUUACAAACUGAGUGGCAUGGCAUGCAUUGGUACAUAAAUGAGAUGAAUGCUAAUUUUUGCAGUCAUAUGGAAUCCCUGUAUGAGCAAAAUGCAGAAAUUGUUGGCUAUCUUCAAAGUCAGAUGGAUAACAUGCAGUGGUACACGGAAAGGGCCAUCGCAGAGAAGAAUGAUCUCAUCAAAAACCUCAGAAAAGAAAAUGCUGUACUCAAAGCACAAAAUAAAGAGAUGACUUUCCAGCUCUGCAAAUUCAAAGCAGAAACCCCAGAACACCAGAAACCCAAAGAUUCGCUCGACGUCCCGGAACAACAGUUGCAAACUGAGAAGGAGGCAGGGGCGGACUGGGACUAAAAAGCAGCCCUGGACUUUGACUCAGCCCAGCCCACAAGAAUCGCUUUACGAAGGGAAACAGACCCCCUAGGGGUGUCUGGGGGCAUACCGCCCAACCCCCCAACCCCGGGGAGAAUUUUUUUUUUUUUUUUUUACAUUUUAUUGUAAAAUGCAUCAAUUUCUUGCACUUUAAGAGAAAAUGAAGAAAAUAUGUUUAGACUGUCACGGUCUGGGUGGCACGGUGGCUUAGUGGUUAGCACAUCUGCCUCACAGUUCUGAGAUCAAGGGUUCAAUCCCGGGCUUCGGCCUUCCUGUGUGGAGUUUGCAUGUUCUCCCCGUGCCUGCGUGGGUUUCCUCCGGGAACUCCGGUUUCCUCCCACAUCCCAAAAA
Molecule: messenger RNA, 1137 nt
Organism: Corythoichthys intestinalis (scribbled pipefish)
Lineage: Eukaryota; Metazoa; Chordata; Actinopteri; Syngnathiformes; Syngnathidae
Exons: 2
Coding region: 49-768 (239 amino acids)
Source: RefSeq, a predicted model, not a curated record